This is a messenger RNA of Penicillium verrucosum, 1098 nucleotides long. RefSeq lists its product as uncharacterized. NCBI's taxonomy places the organism in Eukaryota, Fungi, Ascomycota, Eurotiomycetes, Eurotiales, Aspergillaceae. The transcript has a single exon. Bases 1 to 1098 code for a protein of 365 amino acids. The record is from RefSeq and is a predicted model, not a curated record.
AUGGAGCAUGUGAGCCCAUAUACCAAUCCUCAAGUCUCAACUUGGAACCUGGUUGAACGUGUCCUGAUGGGUAUCGCCGGUGCACGCCCGAUACACACCGAUGGAAAUAGCAUUCUAGCCUUUUCUACGCCUAUACUAUCCAAACUCACUCACCUGAAGGCGGAAAUCAAGGGGGACGUGCCCUCGGCUGACAUUGAUUGGCUAAUGGUGCUUCUUCAAAUUCCCACUUUAACCCAUGUAUUCGGCACCAAAUGGACCAACGCAGUACGGUGGUUGAGACCUGGAUUUGUCAAUACCGAUCGCCUCGUUCACCUCGAACUUCGCGAGUGUACCUUCGACUGUCAGAGCCUUGAAAGGCUCUUCAAGCAGACCCACAAGUUGCAAACCUUCAUCUACGAACGCGGGUGGACAAGAUGGGCGGGUCGGAGCAUGAAGGCCUCCGAGAUGACCCACGCGCUUCAACACACAUCGAAGACCCUGACAUGCCUUGAACUAUCAUUCAAUCGAUGUGACCGAAGGAUAAAAGAGGAAUUGUAUCUUCAGCCUCUCGACCUCUCGAGGCUUGUUCAUUUGAAGAGACUCCGACUAUCCGCCGGCUAUCUUGUCCAGACUAAGGAGAAAAUGGCACGUUUUAAAGGCCGUUACCGGUCGUUAUAUGACGAGGACGGGGUGUACAACAGUGCAAAGCCUUUGUACCACCUGCUACCCAAAUCACUUGAGGAGCUGCACAUCUUCCAAAUUCACGAUGAUCUCGAGUUUAUCCUCAUGAGUGAUAAGUUGUGCGAAAUUCUCCGGACCCGUACAAUGCCCAUUUUGUCGGAAUGCCCAUUGAAACGCCUCAAUGAGAUCAUUAUAGAGGCCCCUUUUGAGGACAGAGGCGCGUUUGUGUUUGAGGCGCUCUCCAAGGCCACAAACCAGGUUGGAGUGAAGUUAACGACGAUUGAAAAUUCCGCCGAUUACAUCAGAUCUUGGGUUACCGGUAAGGCAAAAGGAACAUGCCCGGAAAAGAAGAUUGACUGGGGGUUUGACGGCGAGAUCCAGUGGGCACAUCCUUUUACUCAACGAGCGGACUCGCAUUUCCGCUGGAUGUUUUACUAA